This is a messenger RNA of Leptopilina boulardi, 1530 nucleotides long. RefSeq names its product peptidyl-prolyl cis-trans isomerase FKBP8. The transcript has 5 exons. The coding region runs from base 230 to 1339 and encodes 369 amino acids. NCBI's taxonomy places the organism in Eukaryota, Metazoa, Arthropoda, Insecta, Hymenoptera, Figitidae. The record is from RefSeq and is a predicted model, not a curated record. Gene Ontology annotation, molecular function: peptidyl-prolyl cis-trans isomerase activity; protein binding.
GUAGAAGUACUUUUACACAUUGCACCUUUUUGUUUGAUGGUUUUAACAUGACUAUUAUUUUAAAAAUUGGAUCAUAUGAAUUGUAAUGUGUUCCACGUUUAAUUUUGAUUAAGAUUUAAAAUUUUAAGUAAUAAUGUAGGAUUUUGAUUUUAUAGAUUUUACAUUUACACCUUUGAAAACUAAUUCUUCCGGAAUAAUUUAUUAUAUCAAAGUUUAUAUUUUAUAAACAAUGGUUGAAGAAAAAUUAGAUGCAGGAAAAUCUCAAGCUCAUCCUAUUGAAAACGAUGAGGUAAAUGUUGAUAUGAAUUCUGAAGGUGAAUUAAAAAAAUUAAAUUCAGAGGAUGAAUGGAUAGAUAUACUUGGAAAUGGUCAGUUAAGAAAAAGGGUUAUAAAAGAAGGUGUUAAAAAUUCACGUCCCACUAGAGGAGAUACUUGUAUAAUAAAUGCUAUUGGAAGACUUGAUGAUGGAACAAUUGUUGAACAACAUGAGGAAUUUAAUUUUCAACAAGGAGACGUUGAAGUUAUUCAGGGAUUGGAUUUGGCGGUGGCUUUAAUGGAUGUUGGUGAGGAAGCAGAAAUUGAAAUUGCUUCGAGAUUUGCUUAUGGAACUAUUGGCGAGAAACCUAACAUUCCUUCAAAUGUUACACUUCGAUAUAAUGUUAAACUUGUUUCUGUUGAAAUGGAAACGGAACUCGAAUCAUUAACAGUCAAUGAAAGAAAAAGAAUAGGGAAUAGAAAACGAGAACGUGGCAAUUGGUGGUUUUCAAGAAACGAACCAGCUCUUGCAAUGCAGUGCUAUCGUCGUGCUUUAGAUUUUCUAUCGCCAACAAAAUCUGAAACAUCUUUCAGUGAAGACGGUGUCGAGAAAACAGAAUCAGAUGCCGAUCUACAAGCCUUAUUGGAAGAUAGAUUGACAGUUUACAAUAAUUUGGCACAAGCUCAAUUAAAAACACAAGCUUAUGAAGCUGCACUGAAAAGUGUGGAAAAUGUUUUAUCAUGUCAACCAAAAAAUAUAAAGGCUCUAUUUCGAAAAGGUAAAAUUUUACACUUAAAAGGUGAACAUUCUCAGGCAUAUUCGAUUUUGUUUCAAGCACAAAAAUUAGAUCCCGAAAAUAAAGCUAUUCAACGUGAACUAUCGAUUAUAAAAGAAAAGAGUGUGAAGGAUGUUCAAAAGGAAAAAAAUAUGUAUCGUAAAAUGCUUGGAACAAAACAGGAAAUUGAUAUUGAUAAAAAUUUUAAGAAUGAAAGUAAAAUAAAAUCAAGUUCUAUAGCAUGGGGUUUAAUUGGUGGAACAAUUGUCGCAACAGUUGGUGUGAUUGCCUACAAAUUUAUUUCCUGAGUAUAUUUUUUAAAAAAACCGUAAAAGUUGGUAAUGGAAAAACAAUUUUUUUUUUUUUAAUUAGUUGACACAAGGGGAUCCUGAUGUUUGUCAAUACUCAUUGAUUUUCCCUGUAAUAAUAAAAAAAAGAAUAUUUGGUCACUUUUAUAAUCCUGUUGAUUGUUAUAAUAAAAGUUAUGUUCACUGUUGAA